AUGCCCAUCCCUACCGUUUCUCUCGCUGGCAACCAGGUCGGCCGUGUCGGCUUUGGCCUGAUGCAGCUCACCUGGGUCCCCAACGGUAUCCCUGAUGAGACGACCUUUGCAUGCUUGAGGGCUGCCGCCGAUGCGGGUGCUACAGCUUGGUCCUCUGCCACGUUCUACGGCCACUCUCCCGGAGGUGGCUGGGACAACAUUGAGCUCCUGGGCCGUUUCUUCAAAAAGCACCCCGAGUACAUUGGCAAGGUUACACUUGUGAUCAAGGGAGGUCUUGACGUUGCGACCCGCACACCGUCAAACGACCUCGAGGCCAACCGCAAGCUCCUUGCCACAAUCAAGGAGAAGAUGGGCGCAAACGUCCCCAUCGACGUCUACCUUCCGGCUCGUAUCCUCCGCAAGGAGGGCCUCUUCACCGCGCUCGGCGCGUCCGAGGUGUCUGCCAAGACCCUCAAGGCCGUCACUGCUGCGGGAAUCAAGAUUUCCGUCGUUGAGAUUGAGGUGUCGCUCUGGUCGUACGACAAGGACAUCCAGGACGUCAUCCAGUGGAGCACCGAGACCAAGACACCCAUCUUUGCGUACUCGCCUCUGGGCCGCGGCUUCCUCACGCGCAAGUUUAAGAGCCCCGAUGACAUUCCGGCAGGAUCCCUCCAGAGCCACUCGCCCCGCUUCCAGGGCCAGGCGUUCUACGACAACUUGAAGCUCGUCGAUGUCCUUGACGAGAUUGCCGCCAAAAAGGGUAUCAACGCUGCCCAGCUCGCCAUCGCCUGGGUCCUCUCGCUCUCGCCCGAGACCAUCCCCAUCCCAGGCUCGGCCAACCCAGAACGCACCGCGCAGAACAGCGACGCCGGUAACAUUGUUCUCACAAAGGAGGAGAUUGGAGAGAUUGACGCGAUUCUCUCCAAGUUUGACCCUUCUGGCGCCCGUUACCCCCCGGCCUUUGCCGACAUGUGCAUGGUCUAG
This is a messenger RNA of Apiotrichum porosum, 963 nucleotides long. RefSeq lists its product as uncharacterized. Gene Ontology annotation, cellular component: cytoplasm. The transcript has 5 exons. The coding region runs from base 1 to 963 and encodes 320 amino acids. NCBI's taxonomy places the organism in Eukaryota, Fungi, Basidiomycota, Tremellomycetes, Trichosporonales, Trichosporonaceae. The record is from RefSeq and is a predicted model, not a curated record.